AUGAAGGGGAGAGUGGGGUCAGGAGGGGAUUGGGAGGGUAGCGGGGGAGUGAGGGGUCGAGAUUCAACUGGUGCAAUGCGGCGUACCCCUUCGCUCAUCCCACUGUCCCGGUUUGUUUUUGCUAUUGUAUUUGCGGCGCACAGUUGGCACGCUAAGCGUUACACAGAGGAGCAGCCUUCCACACAGUUCACCGCACAGCUUCCAAGCGAGGUGAGCCCGGCUCCCCCCGGCCCAUCUCAGCCGGCGUCUCAGCCUCUCUCCUACGCUCUUCUACAAAUCUCGACCUCCGACACGACCGAAACUCCUUUCAUUCAGGUACAUCUCCAAUCUUCACCUGUCUCCCCUCCUCCGCCACCGGCGAGCGGCAAAUCUACAUCGUUGUGCUACACGAGCAGCGGCACCCUACUUUCACUUCCACCUAAAAAGAAGGACAUCUAUCGACCCUACUGCUUAGGAGAUCGUGCCUAUUUACAACGCCCGGAGGAAGAUCUCAACGCAGCCCACGCUAUCCUUGAUCUUAGUCAACAUGCAGUUUUCCUUACCACGCCGCCGCGCACUGAGCCCUCGCCUCCUGAACUUCCCCCACCGCCCCCGGAACCAGAACCAGAACCUUCACAAGAACAAUCUGAACGCCCCCGAGAAACAGUUGCCUAUACAUAUGAUGCUUUCUUCGUCAGUGAUGGUCGGUCUAAGCGACGAAAUUUUGCAAAUGCUCCAGUGGAAAGUGCACAACAACCGACCGACCAUAAAUCUAAAUAUACAUGCAGUGAAUGCGGUAAACGUUACGCCACUUCUUCAAAUCUCUCGCGACAUAAACAAACCCACCGCAGUCUCGAUUCUGUUGCGGCAAAGCGGUGUGGAGAAUGCGGCAAGGCAUACGUGUCUAUGCCCGCUCUGGCUAUGCAUGUGUUGACACAUCAGCUAUCACACGUGUGUGGCGUUUGCGGCAAGUUAUUCUCCCGGCCGUGGUUACUACAGGGUCACUUGCGUUCUCACACUGGCGAAAAACCUUAUGGAUGUGCCCAUUGCGGGAAAGCAUUUGCAGAUAGAUCCAAUUUGCGUGCUCACAUGCAGACUCACUCCUCUGAUAAAAACUUCGAAUGUUCUCGAUGCCAUAAAACCUUUGCACUCAAAAGCUACCUCAAUAAACACCAAGAAUCAGCCUGUGUUCGUGAUGAUGACUCACCGUCGCCUGAUGCCCCCGCCUCUACGACAGAAUAG
Molecule: messenger RNA, 1221 nt
Organism: Pieris macdunnoughi
Lineage: Eukaryota; Metazoa; Arthropoda; Insecta; Lepidoptera; Pieridae
Source: the annotation of a GenBank genome assembly